Molecule: messenger RNA, 1474 nt
Organism: Lathyrus oleraceus (garden pea)
Lineage: Eukaryota; Viridiplantae; Streptophyta; Magnoliopsida; Fabales; Fabaceae
Product: gibberellin 2-beta-dioxygenase 1
Exons: 2
Coding region: 92-1204 (370 amino acids)
Source: RefSeq, a predicted model, not a curated record
UCUCCUAUUAUAUUCCCACGCUCGCUUUCAUCAAAAAGAGCCCAACACAUAAACCAAAAAUUUCAUUCAUAGUUUUCAGUUUUUUUCACUCAUGGCAUUUUCAACACAUGAGCAACAACAUCAACUAUUAUCAAACCUUCACGGUGGUGCCACGUCAGCACCACCACCAACGCCGUCAAAUAACACCAGCAACCUCCUCUCAUCUUCCGAUGCCGCCGACGCACUCUCACGUCUCCUCCACCGUCUCCCGCCAAAUCUCUCUCUCCCGAACCGCCGCUCUCCUUCAUCCUCCACGUCUCCUCCGUCUCUCUCUUUUUCUUCAUUAACUCCAAACGAACUUCUCUCUUCUGUUUCCAAGUCCGGUUUCGUUCAACUAACCGAUCACUCGGUUUCCUCCAAACUCGCCAACUCGGCCGAGUCGGAAUCGCUUAAACUAUUCGACCUUUCUCGUGACCAAAAGGAAUCGUUCUUCCCUCAAAACUGGCCUUUAGGUUACGAAGGCGGCGAUAAUGACGACGAUGACGGAAUCACCGAGUCGUUCCGGUUGGCGUUGUCGUGCUCAACAGUCUCGGACGAGUUAAAACUGGAUUCCCUGAACGAGUUCGCACGCGCGCUUGAGAAGGUGGGUUUGAAUAUCAUUGAUGUGUUGACGAAGGGUUUAGGAGUUGUGAAUCCGGUUGAAGAGGACCCAACCCGGUUCAGUUCGAUUAUGUGGAUUUCGGAGUGUUUAGCCGGAAAUAAACCCGGUUCAAGAAGUGGGUUUUACCCGUUUAUUAUUGGGUUGCAGUAUCAGAUAAGGUGCCAGAAGCACUCUUUGUUGUCGGAUUCAAGUGGAUGGAUUUCUGUAUUACCACACGUGGACUCCAUCUUAGUUACUGUUGGUGAUAUUGCUCAGGUGUGGAGCAAUGGAAAGCUAAAGAAAGUGAGAGGCAGACCAAUGGCAACAUUGGGAGAUGAAAACGAUUCACGUUGCAUAACAAUGUCAUUGUUGAUAACUCUUCCUACAGAGAGCAAUGUAGCUCCACUUCUUCCCAUUGGCAUCAAAGACAAAGUUGAAGACGCAGAUGAAGAAGAAAGCGACAUUGGUGGUGAAGUCCAAAAGAAGGUAUUCAACAACAUUGAUUUUGAGGACUAUGCUUGGAGAGUUUAUCAUGAAUGUCUGUUGUUCAAGGAUCCAUUGGAUAGGUAUCGUGUCACUCAAUAGUUGGAUUUGAAGUUGCAUUUCAUUUCACUAGUUGAUAAUGUUGUUGUUUUAUUUUUUCUACCUAUAUGUGAGUUUUUUCUGUGGGAUUUAUGAAUGUCUAUGAGCUUUUUAAUUUGGAUGAUAUGAAAACGGGAGACUUUAGAUUUGAGAGGAGUAAAGUGAUGAGAUGUAUAUGCUCCAUUUAUUGAUUUGAUUCAUUUUGAAGAGCUUUUGUGAACAUUGUCACUUAUUUUGUUAAAGAAUUUGUGACUUUGUGUUGUGAGCAACUCA